Messenger RNA from Clavispora lusitaniae ATCC 42720, 1350 nucleotides. RefSeq names its product stress-regulated transcription factor (gene RPN4). The record is from RefSeq and is a predicted model, not a curated record. Lineage: Eukaryota; Fungi; Ascomycota; Pichiomycetes; Serinales; Metschnikowiaceae.
AUGACUUCUUUGGCUGUCUUACCCGCUUUGACCAGGACUGCAACCGAUCUUAUGGACGAGGAGCUUUAUCAAUCCCCGGCAAGCCCGGCUUUCGAGCUGCGGCCUGCAGCUGCUUCUCCUGCCAUGAAUGGAAACACGACGUCCACGAUUCUCUCCAACUUGCUUAAUAUCCCUGAUUCAUUUGUCGAACACUACAAUAGAGUGAAUGGCUCGAAUACUGCUUUAAACAGCAGUGUACCGCCACUAUAUUUGGACAACUCGAAUGAUUACAGCACAUACAACGGAGACUCUUCUGCUACCAAGAUCAACCCCUUUAAUGCAUAUGCCAACCCUGAGCUUCAGCUACAGCAGCAACAACAGCAGCAACAGCAACAGCAACAGAAUCCCGCAUAUAUCCAACCAGACCAGUUACGAACUAAUAUGCCCUUUACUAGACGGGGGCGUAUAACUACUCUUGACCAACCUGAAACUGGAAAGCAAUCAAAGGACGACGACUAUUACUUAUUUAACACUGAUAUCCAGCCCUCGCAGUUAAUGACAAACAGAAACUACUUCAACACAGAGGACUACCUAGAUAACUCCAUGUUCAUCACAAACGGUGAUUUGGACACGCCUAAGAAUGGCCAGGGCCUUCCGAGCGUUCCUGUUGUUGGAUUUGAAAACGAUUAUUUUGGAGUGGAUGACUUCUUCGAGGAUGCCGAAGACUUGAGUGAUGACUCUGAUGAUGACAACUACUUCCAAGAUGAAAAUGAUGAGUUUGAUGAUUACAACAUGAAUAAUGGUUUUGACUUCCAAGUUCCAUCGACUGAGAAGUUUAUGCCAUUAAACUUGCCUUCUAUCGAGAAUCAUGACUUCAUGGAUGAGGGUGCGAAGCCAGAGCUUGCGGAUGAAAUGGAUGUUCCACAUGCUGACACUAGCUCUCCAGUUGACAAUGAAAUGGAGGUGGUGAUGGAAGAGGCGGAGGUAUCGCCUGCUUCCAUGAACGUCCAGCCAGUGCUGCGUAUAACACCUGACUACCAUAGAAGUGCAGCUGAGAUCACGGCCACCAAUCCGAACCACCAAUGCGACUUGAUAAAUCCAUCCAGCGGUCAACCUUGUAACAAGCAGUUUAGUCGGCCUUAUGACUUGAUCAGACACCAGGAGACGAUACAUGCAUCAAAGAAGAGGAUUUUCCGUUGUGUGAUUUGUGAAGGCAGAUACAACGGUGGAACAGGAAACGGUAAGCAAAAGACGUUUUCUAGAGGAGACGCUUUGUCGCGCCAUAUCAAGGUCAAGCAUGGUCUCAGUGGCCAGGAGGCUGUUGAUUUGAUCAAUGAAGCCAAGGAGAAUGUGGAGUUUGUUUCGAUCUAA